Molecule: messenger RNA, 1770 nt
Organism: Alternaria atra
Lineage: Eukaryota; Fungi; Ascomycota; Dothideomycetes; Pleosporales; Pleosporaceae
Exons: 2
Coding region: 1-1770 (589 amino acids)
Source: RefSeq, a predicted model, not a curated record
AUGGCUUAUUCGACUAGCAACGCGUUCAAUCCAAAAGAAGCCAUACGGCUUGUCAAAAUCUGUCCGGGCGAUCCUGACGAAGAAAUAUGCUGCACACGCCGUUCGGUCCCGUUUACAGGAAAAGAUGGACCACCCAAGUACAACGCGCUUUCAUACGUAUGGGGCGAUGAUAAGGACACCUCAGGGAUCACCCUCGACAACGAUCCCUUCGACGUCACCCGAAAUCUCUACGCUGCGCUCCGGCAUCUUCGUGAUACAGGGCAAACUCGGAAUUUUUGGAUUGAUGCAAUAUGUAUAGACCAGACGAACAAAGAGGAGCAGUCUGAGCAGGUUAAGAUUAUGAAGCAAAUAUAUGAGAGGGCCGAGGUGGUGGUGGUUUGGCUUACUGGACAUGGGGGCACAAAAAGGGGGUCAGCAGAGAUAACAAAAGCACUGGAUAUCUUAGUAAAGGAGGCAGAAGAUAUGGGAGACUUUGGGAACUUAGAAGCAGAGCCCAGUCGUGCCUGCAAGAUACGCGCGAGAGUUUUGGAUAAAUUUCGACAACUUGUAGCGGCAGAUGAUACCUUACUACCAUGGCUGGAAUGUGCGUUCAACAAUAUAUACUGGAACCGUGUUUGGACCCUCCAGGAGUUCGUAUCUGCGAGGCAACUCUUAAUCCAGUGUGGCGAUUCUACAGUGGACUAUCAGGUCUGGCGGAGAAUAGUCGAGCUGAUUGGCCAAAUUAUGAACGAUGUAGUAUCUCCACAGAGGAAUUUGAUCAUUCGUCGUACAGGUCAAGAAGCCAUGGAAUCAUUGCCAUAUAUUAUGGGAGGCACUUCAAUCCCUGCAGGAAAAAUCCCAGCAUUAGUCAAGCUUUGCGGUCUUCAAAACAAGAGCCUAGGUUUCCGCGUACAGUUAAGGCAGCAUCCGGAGAAUACCAUCAGGCUUUAUGAUUUGUUGGUUGAGAGCUCUGAGGCUGAUGCUACCAAUAAGAAGGAUAAGAUAUAUUCUCUUGUAGGCCUUGCGACAGCUUGCAAAGUGGAAGUGGACUAUACGGAGCCUCUAGCAGAGAUAUGCAAGAGAGUCACUAAAUGCCUUAUUAACGAGGUCGAUUCGUUGGAGCCACUGCGUCUUGGAAAGGCAGAGAGCCCAAAAGAGGAAGGCUUUCCGACCUGGUGUCCUGACUGGACAUUGACCCAUAUCAAUUGGGAGAGACACCACUUCCUCCCGCGAACCUAUCAUGAGCGGCGCGUCCAACAUUCCGAAUACUUUUGCUCUUCUGACUCGAACGUGUUAACAGCAUGUGGGACCUGCAUUGGCAUGAUAUACAAUCACGCAAAUGUAGAAGGAGGGGACAUACGAUCAGAAAAGUCCGACGAUGACGUUCUGAAAGAGUGCAUUCAGCAAAACUUGUGUCCACAUGAACCUGAGUAUGAAGAUUACGCCGACAAGAGGGGGGUUUCGUAUAAGGAUGCUUUAUUAGACGUUCUUUACCUUGGAAAAGAAGUCGAGGAAGUCCACGAGGGCAUCAUGACGUCUAAAUCGGUUUACGUAGCGAGGAAUGGUCUGAUAACUCUCUUCAAAACGAAUAAGGGCUACGUCGGCAGAGCCUUUGACGAAGUGAAGGAUGGCGAUCUAAUCUUUUGCCUUCGUGGAAGCAUAGCGCCAUGUAUUCUGCGACGUGGAAAAAACGGCUACACGUAUGUUUCUCAAGCUUACGUGCACGGAUUUAUGAAUGAAUGUGGUGCAACAGCAUGGCAAGACAGCGCGGCGAGCUUGGAAAUUUCCUAA